AGUGAAGCUUGUUUGUUGAUCCUGUAUUCUCAUCCAGAGGAAGUAGAUCUUUGAGAAUGUCUAAGGAAGGGUAAGUGAUUUUAUUAUUCUUUCUCUUUCAUUUUUCUCAGUGAAGAGGUAUCAUCUGCAUGAAUUAAAAGAUUAAUAAGCAGUGCUACCAGUCCGAGAGUGGAGGUAGAGGCAGAGAUUGAAAGAAAUUCAGCCCAAAUCUUAUAGUGUUUCAUGUGUAAUCUACUAUAAAGUUGCUAUUGUUGUUUUGAAAGACAGCACUGAGUAAGGGCAAUCUUAAUAGGAAUUUUGUAAGAUAUAAGUACUUUGUUUACUCUGUGGUAAAUUCAUUUUGUUUUUCUGCAGAAUGUAUUUAUCAAGAUUGGAAGCAAACGGUGGUUUACCGAAGAAUUGAGGGAAGCUUAAAAAUUCAAUGGCGUUUUAAAAUAAGUUGUACCUUUAGAAAAUGGUGUGAAAUAUUUAGUGAAAAACAGCCUAUGAUUUUGUUUCUGGGGCAUGUAGGCAAAAAAUAAUUUAGAGUAGAAUUCCCUAUUCUAAUUUGCUUUGCAAUAUAAGAUAGUUCCAUAUUAUUUUUGUAUUAUUUUCUCUUAUGCUUCAGAGUCUGAAUUAUUACUGAUUCUCUUUUUGUGACCACUAUAAUAAGUGAUAAGUUAAUAACUGCAUACUGUUGGUUAUUUCAUUUCUAGCCUUCAGGCAUAACUAGACCUGGUUAAUUUUAGAGAGAUGUUUCUUUUAAUAAAAUAGGACAUAAAUCUCUCAAAAAAAUUCUUUAAAAAUACAGUAAAAGUUUAGUUUUUAUUUUUCUGGAAUCUAUUAAUUAUCUUUCUAGUUCUUUUGUUCUGUAAGAAAAUUUGAAGUGGUUCCAGAGCCUCACAUUUACAACUUAUUUUAAUCUAAUCAUGUAUUGAUUAUGAACAAAAUAAAAUUGGCCCACUUUACUGCUAUUUUUAGAUUUCAUUAUUGAAUAACGAGAACAACCAGGGGUAUAAGUAAUUCUGUAUUAUUUUUAGACCUUUUAUGACAUCACUAGAAAUUUGAGGUUUCUUUUAAAUGUGAAAAUUAUGAAAGGACUGCUGUUUUAGAUUGGUAUAUUUUCUUAAAGGACUGCCUUUUUAGGUUGGUAUAUUUUCUUUCCUUCUACCACUGGCUAUAGAUAGGUAGGUGUUAAACCAUUUUUAUGAUAAGGACUAUCACAGGUGCUAGUAUGUUUGUCAAUCUUGUACACAGGGUUGUUUAUAAAGCUAUUAUAGUUUGUAGAUUUAAGAUGAAUUGUAUUUCUAGACGCGGUUAAAGUUCUUGGAAGUAGUUAGUGCUAAUUUUUACCCUAUGGUAAAGUAUAUGUUAGACUUGGUUAGUUAGAGAAAGUUGGAGGGACCUAUAUUACCCCUCUAGGACACUGUAACGGCAGAUUUUUUUUUUAGGUUUAUCUCUAGGAGCCUCUGGAGCAAUGUCUGUACUGUCCGAAUGGAUAAUAAGUGCAUUUGAAGUACAUGGAGUAUAUAAAUGACAUCAAUUAAGUUUUAUUCUCUAUGCUAUCUUUAGAAAUAAAUGGAUACAUUUUGUGCUUGGGGAUGAAAAAAAUUCUUACAUUCACCGUUUUCAUAAGUGCAAUAUUGACAUUUAGUACCGUGUUAUCAUUUGAUAGCUAUGAAAUAUUUCCCUAAUAGUAAUAGGAAAAGAUUAAUAGAGUUAAAUCACCCAAAGUUAUACUUGAGCUUUAUGUAAGUCUAUGGUAAUUAAGACAGUGUGAUAUUAGUGUUAAGAUAGGCAUAUAGAUUAUGGAACCAAAUGGGGAGUUCAUAGACCCACAUAUAUAUAAUCAAUUGAUUUUCAGCAAUGAAGUUAAGCUAAUUCAAUGGCGAGAGGCUAGUGUUUUUUUUUUUUUUUAAGAACAGGUUUCACUCUUGUUGCCCAGGCUGGAGUGCAGUGGCGUAAUCUUGGCUCACCGCAACCUCCACCUCCAGGUUGAAGCGAUUCUCCUGCCUCAGCCUUCCUUAGUAGCUGGGAUUACAGGCAUGCACCACCAUGCCCGGCUAAUUUUAUAUUUUUAGUAGAGACAGGAUUUCUCCAUGUUGGUCAGGCUGGUCUCGAACUCCCGACCUCAGAUGAUCCACCCACCUUGGCCUCCCAAAGUGCUGGGGAUUACAGGCGUGAGCCACUGUGCCUGGCCAGGAGAGGCUAGUGUUUUUAACAAAUGUACUGGAACAACUGAAUAUUCAUAUAGGAAAAAAAAAAUGAACCUUGACCCUUGACCUUUAUCUCAAACUGUACAUUAAAAUAAAUGGAUCAUAGACCUGAAUAUAAUCUUUGUGACCCUGAAUGAGGUACACAUUUCUUAGGUAAACUGAAUAAAAAUUGUUAGACAAAACUGAUAAGUUGGGCUUCAUCAAAAUUUAAAAAAUCAAAUUCCUGUUUCUUGAAAGACAUCAUGAAGAAUAUUUAAAGGCAAGCUGCAGACUGGGAGAAAAUAUUCUGAAUAUGUUUAUAUCUGAUAAAAGACUUGGAUCCAAAAUAUACGAAGAACUCUUGUAAUUCAAUAAUAAGACAGCCCAGUUUAAAAACGGGCAAAAUAUUUGAAUUGAUGCUUCACAAAAUUGGAUUUGAAAAGAUGUUAUUGGUCAUUAGGGAAAUACAAAUUAAAACUAUAGUGAGAUACCACUGCACACACACUAAAAUGGCUACAAUUAAAAACACUGACUGUGGAGCAAUGGUAACUCUCAUGCAUUGCUGAUAAGAGUGCAAAAGAGAAAAGAGUUUUGGCAAUGUCUUUUUAAGUUAAACAUAUGCUUAACAUAUGACCUAGUAAUUCCAUUUUUAGAUAUUUACCCAAGAGAUUAAAAAAUGCCCACAUAAAUUUGUAUGUGACUGUUUGUAGCAGCAUUAUUUAUAAUAGUCGAAAGCUGGAAACAAACCAAGUGUCCAUUAACUGAAUGGAUAAACAAAUUGUGGUAUAUCCAUACAAUGAAAUACUCAGGAAUAAAAGAACUAAUCAUAUAUGCAGCAACAUGGAUGAAUCUCAGAAGUAUUGCUAAGUAAGCCAGACACAUGACAAAGUAAUACUUGAUUCCAUUUAUAUGAAAACUACAGUGACAGAAAGUACUAGUGGUAGCUCAGGGCCAAGGGCUGGGGAGGGUAUUGCAAAAGAACAUGAAGGAAUUUUUUGGAUUGAAGAAAAUAUUCUACAUCUUGAUUGUAGUAGUUGUUGCAUGAGUGUAUACUGUUAUCAGACUCACCAAAAUUUUCAUUUAAGGGGGGUGAAUGUUAUUUUAAGUAAAUGAUACCUUAGUAAAGUUGGUGGAGGAAUGAGACUUGAGAAGCUCCUCAUCCUGCUGAUUUAAAAUUUUGUAAAGCGGUUGUUGAUUCAAAAGGAUAUCUUUGGGAAAAUAUGGUUGCUCCUAGGAUGUGUAAUGCAGGGAAAAAUAUACUCUCUUUGCAGUGUCAUGAUUGAAUUAGCCCUCUGGAGUUGUUAAAGUGCUUUUUUUUUUUUUUUUAAUUACUAGAGUUGCUGUCGUUUAGGUAAAAGGCCAAAAUGAAUUUUAUUAUUUGUUUUUAUUUUAAAUUCUGGGUUUUGACCUUUCUUCCAAUAUAGGCACAGUAUACUUGUUAAUUUGGACUUAGCUAACAUGGAUAACCAUAUUUUCUUCUCUAAUUUCUAUCUCACAGAGUUUAACCCUGAAAUUUUGCUGUGUUUUAUGAAUGAUCCUCUAUACACUGGUCUUUCAAAAAUUGUAGAGAAAAAGUGAAAAACAAUUUAGAGGAAAAUAGGAAAAAAGGGAUUGGAAAAGCCUAUGCUUAAUUAGACUGAGGUUUUAGAAUAGUAAAUAUAUUCUUAGAAGUACUGGUAUUGUCCUGGUUUCUCCCGUAACUUGUGUAUUUUUCUAAUUUGGUAGUCAGCCCUCUCUUAUAUUUCCUACCAUCCUGCUCCCAUUAUCACAAUUUCUUCAUUUGAGAAUGAAGGUGAAGGGAAUUUUAAUGUCUUUUCCUUAAAUAUUUUUGAUGAAUCUCCUUAAAGUGUGCUUUAAAAUCUUUGCUGGAAAGAGAGUCUGCAUUAUCAUCAGUACUCCUAUUAUUUUAUAGUUUUUAAGAUAGACCUUCUUUUACAUUUAAACAUCCCAGAAACUGGGCUAUAUCUGGCAAUAUACCACCUAGAAUUCAAGUUGAGUUCUUCCAGAGAGGAUUUGCUUUCGCUUCUUUCGGUCACCUGGGGAAAAUAUCAACCAUCCUGAUAGUAUAAAUUCAGAGCACAACCUACAUGACUGACUUGUUCAAAUUCUCAGGGAGAGAUUUUCCCCCUCCCUGGACGCAGUACAAAAUGGGAAAUAGAUGUACAGUCAAGGCUGAGAUGUACAGAUUUCUUUGUGGGCCCUUCUGUGUUGUAGAUAUAUUUCUCCCUUAUCCUCAUAUUAUGAGUAUAUCCCUUUUGCUAUCCUAACUUUUUGUGGAAUCUCCUAGGCUGUGACUUGGAAUUUCCCCCCUUUUCUUACUGGUAUAUAAUAUGGGUACAUUUUAUAAUUGAUGGCAUUUUAAAUCUUAAUCAUCUUAAAUUUUGUUCCAUGUAUGUCUCCAUACUGACUUUUCUCUGGAACUUUUAAAUACUGAGUAUAUGAGUGAGUAAAAUGAGUAUUAUAAUUUCAUGUUUUAUUUUAUAAGUGAUAACACAUUUGUUCAGAUUUUUAGUGUGUGUGCUGCCGAAGUGAGCACUGUUCAGAUUUUUAAUGCACAGGAGGCUGUUCUUUUUUUUUUUUUUUGAGACGGAGUCUCACUCUGUUGCCCAGGCUGGAGUGCAGUGGCACGAUCUUGGCUCACUGCAAGCUCUGCCUCCUGGGUUCACGCCAUUCUCCUGCCUUAGACUCCCGAGUAGCUGGGACUACAGCAGGCACCUGCCACCAUGCCCGGCUAAUUUUUUUAUUUUUAGUAGAGACGGGGUUUCACCAUGUCAGCCAGGAUGGUCUCAAUCUCCUGACCUCGUGAUCCACCCGCCUCAGCCUCCCAAAGUGCUGGGAUUACAGGCGUGAGCCACCGCACCCAGCCACUGCUGUUCUCUUGACACAAUCUGAUAAACAAAAUGUAUCCCUCUUGAUGUUCCUCAGAGAAAAUGUUAAAACAAAUUAGUAAGAAGUUACUGGUUAGAAUUUAUGAAAGCAAAACUAAUGCUACUAGAUGUCUGUUGCUUUUAGAAUCUAACCCAAAAUUUCUUGUUGUGUCUGUAUGUCCAUGGUAUUUGAGCUUUGAAUUUUUAAGAAUCCAUUUCAUAAAGUUCUUACCUAUAAUACUUUUUAUAUCAUUAAGCAUACUUUUUACGGAGGAUGGAGACAUAAUGGCAGACUGAGGUCUUCCUAUUACUUUUUUUUAAUAACAGCUUUAUUGAGAUACAAUUCACGUAUCAUUCAAUUCACCCUUUUAAAGCAUACAAUUUGAUCAUUUUAGUAUAUUCACAGAGUUGUGCAACCAAUACCGCUAUCUAAUUUUAGAACAUUUCAUUACCCCCACAAGAAACCCUGUACCCAUUAGCGGAAACUGCCCGUUCCCUCCUCCCCACAGCCUCUGGCAAUGACAAACCCCUAUUAAGUUUCUAGUUUAAGCUUAAUUUUUAGUUCAGUUAAAUAUUGUGUCUGCUAUUACAAGGCCCUAUGUUAGGUGUUGGGAAGAUUAUAAAUCCUGGUCUCAAAGUUUAUAAUCCAAUAAAGAAUAAGAGAACUACCAUAUUUUAUGUCUAUGACAACAUAUAGUAAGUGUCAAAACAGGGAAUUUUGAAGGUUUAAGCCUCUCAUUUGGGUCACAACUUUAUAGAAUUUUAGUUGCUGAUGCAGUUUCUUUCAUUAAGUAGAAAAGUAAUGAGACCCAGAGACAUUACUGUCACAUAGUUCUGUGGCACAACCAGAAUAUUGAUAGUUCCUUGACAAAAUCACUUGAGAUGCAGGGUCUUGAUAAUUAGAGAUAACUGAGGUGGCCCUUUUAGGGAAAAGAAUAUAAACAAAGCCUUAGGGCAUAUUUAGGAAAUAGCAAGUAGCUCACUUUGAUUACUACAGCCAAAGGUGCAUGAUGUGGGACAAUGUAAGAUCAAACUGAUUUUGACAAAAUGAAAGUUUUUGAACUUUAAGAUCCAAUAAUUUGCAAUUUAUUAAUUGGGUAGGUAGUGAGCGAUGACUAAAAGUUCUUAAGAGAGUGAUAUGAUUGGAUCAGGGUUUUAGGACAGUGCUUCUCAAACUGUCUGUGAGGGAGGACCAGUUUAUAAAUAACUUUUUUCCAAUCUGUUUCAAAUGGACACGUUUAUAAAAUAAAAAUGAAUUUCAAGAAAAAUGAAGACACAAAAUGUAAGCCUACCUUUUUUAUUACUACAUUCAACAAACAAAAUUGCUCUGUCAAAUUACUGUAAAAGUUUCUAAAUACUUAAAAUUUCUGUAUGUGUCAUGUCAUGGGUUAGCAACAAAUGUUCAUAAUCCAGCAUUGGCCUGUGGACCAUGCUUUGAGUAGCACUACUUCAAAGCAAUUAAUUUGGCAUUAGUGCGAGGGCAGAGCAAUUGGGAGAUGAUUGCUGGACUAAUGAGGACCUGGACAUGUUGUUAGCACUGUGAAUUGAAUGGAAGAUUGGAUUCCAGAGACGUUUGGUAAUUUAAAUGAAGGCACAUUAGAUGAUUGGAUGUGGAUUUGAAGAAGAGGAAAGAAUCAAAAGAUAGUAACUAGAUUUUAAGCUUGAGUGGGAGAAUGGGAGUGCCCAUAGCAGAAAUAGGAACUAGUUUGGAGAUUGGGUUUUCAACAAAAAAUCCACAUUAUAGCAUUUUCUAUUAAGUAAAAAUAUGCAUAUAUACAGACACAUACUUUUUAGUUCAUAAUUUCAAUUUGCCCUCUCAAAAAGCACUUGUAACUUUUUCUUUUCUUGAUUGUAGCAAAUUUUCAAUGUGUAAUUAUGCAAGCCCAUAAGGAAAACAGAUGCCCAAGAAGAUUUUAUACUUGAAUCCUUAGUCUCAUUUGUUGUUGCACUAACUGUCAUUGGGCACUUGGCCAGGAAAUUGUGACUCCUAGGCAAGGGGAGGAGUUACAGAUAAAGUUCACCAUUGCCAAAGAAAUUCUAUUCCAAAUGGAUUUGUGUGGAGCAACAGUGAUAUCCAAUGACAAGUUAAAUUAAACACAGAGGUGUUUUCUCCAGCACUGUCUCGGAAGAUACAUGCUUUUGAGGGGCCUGAUUCAGGUUAAACUUCUUGAAGUUAAGUCACAAAAAAACUAUACUAGGGACCUUACGAAGAAUUUUGUUAUGUGACUUCAAGAACUAGUUGACUCAGAUAGUUUUACACUUUUCAAAACGGCAACCAGUGACAGAUGAGGGUGUUUGUGAACCGAAGUUUAGCAAUGGAAAAGAUAAAGUGUUUUGGUUUUGAUAUGGAUUAUACCCUUGCUGGAGAGCCAGUGUAACUCCUUCAAGACUGGAGUGACACACACUGCAUCUGCAUCUGCCUCAUUGUACAAGUCCCCAGAGUAUGAGUCCCUUGGUUUUGAGCUUACUGUGGAGAGAUUAGUUUCUAUUGGCUAUCCCCAGGAGUUGCUCAGCUUUGCUUAUGAUUCUACAUUCCCUACCAGGGGACUUGUCUUUGACACACUGUAUGGAAAUCUUUUGAAAGUCGAUGCCUAUGGAAACCUCUUGGUCUGUGCACAUGGAUUUAACUUUAUAAGGGGACCAGAAACUAGAGAACAGUAUCCAAAUAAAUUUAUCCAGCGAGAUGAUACUGAAAGAUUUUACAUUCUGAACACACUAUUCAACCUACCAGAGACCUACCUGUUGGCCUGCCUAGUAGAUUUUUUUACUAAUUGUCCCAGAUAUACCAGUUGUGAAACAGGAUUUAAAGAUGGGGACCUCUUCAUGUCCUACCGGAGUAUGUUCCAGGAUGUAAGAGAUGCUGUUGACUGGGUUCAUUACAAGGGCUCCCUUAAGGAAAAGACAGUUGAAAAUCUUGAGAAGUAUGUAGUCAAAGAUGGAAAACUGCCUUUGCUUCUGAGCCGGAUGAAGGAAGUAGGGAAAGUAUUUCUUGCUACCAACAGUGACUAUAAAUAUACAGAUAAAAUUAUGACUUACCUGUUUGACUUCCCACAUGGCCCCAAGCCUGGGAGCUCCCAUCGACCAUGGCAGUCCUACUUUGACUUGAUCUUGGUGGAUGCACGGAAACCACUCUUUUUUGGAGAAGGCACAGUACUGCGUCAGGUGGAUACUAAAACUGGCAAGCUGAAAAUUGGUACCUACACAGGGCCCCUACAGCAUGGUAUCGUCUACUCAGGAGGUUCUUCUGAUACGAUCUGUGACCUGUUGGGAGCCAAGGGAAAAGACAUUUUGUAUAUUGGAGAUCACAUUUUUGGGGACAUUUUAAAAUCAAAGAAACGGCAAGGGUGGCGAACUUUUUUGGUGAUUCCUGAACUCGCACAGGAGCUACAUGUCUGGACUGACAAGAGUUCACUUUUCGAAGAACUUCAGAGCUUGGAUAUUUUCUUGGCUGAACUCUACAAGCAUCUUGACAGCAGUAGCAAUGAGCGUCCAGACAUCAGUUCCAUCCAGAGACGUAUUAAGAAAGUAACUCAUGACAUGGACAUGUGCUAUGGGAUGAUGGGAAGCCUGUUUCGCAGUGGCUCCCGGCAGACCCUUUUUGCCAGUCAAGUGAUGCGUUAUGCUGACCUCUAUGCAGCAUCUUUCAUCAACCUGCUGUAUUACCCUUUCAGCUACCUCUUCAGGGCUGCCCAUGUCUUGAUGCCUCAUGAAUCAACGGUGGAGCACACACACGUAGAUAUCAAUGAGAUGGAGUCUCCUCUUGCCACCCGGAACCGCACAUCAGUGGAUUUCAAAGACACUGACUACAAGCGGCACCAGCUGACACGGUCAAUUAGUGAGAUUAAACCUCCCAACCUCUUCCCACUGGCCCCCCAGGAAAUUACACACUGCCAUGACGAAGAUGAUGAUGAAGAGGAGGAGGAGGAGGAAGAAUAAGGAGGAAAACCAAAACCCCAAGCACCCAUUAAACAAGUCCUGGCAGGACUCACAGGAACAAACGAGGUCCCUGUUAGGGUUCUACUCGGGGGAGGGAGGGGGCUCCAUGAAAGGUACGUCUGAAAAGUUUCUGAAGAUUUUAUUAUCAUAGAUACUUGUUUUGGUUUUGUGUAUCUGUACUCUCUGCAGAUGGUCCAAAAUUGUAAUGGAGUCUGUAUUAGAAGAAAAUAAGGGUAAAAUCAGGCUGAACUGCAUGUAUAUGGCUCCACUGUGGCUUGUGACACUUUUAAAAUCAUCCGUAUGUCAGUGUAUCUGGAUACACGAGGAAAAGGAAAGAGUCUCAGAGUGGAACAAAGAGUGGGAAGAGGUGAUCUGUAAUGUUACAAAUUGUGCUAUUACUCCAAGGUCCAACUUUUCCAGUGCAUUACAUGGUAUUGUAUAUCAGUGGAGAAAUGUAUUAUUUCCAUGAUCAAAUGUAGUCUCUGUUAAGGUCAAGUUUUCUUUUAUAAGCCUUUAAUUCAUCCUCAGUGACUCUGGCAAGGCUGCUUCUCUAUCACUGGCUUUGCACAGAAGUAUGCUCUACUUGCGUUGCUUUAGGGCAGGAUUCUAUUUUGAGGGAAAAGACAGUAUCCUUAUUACCUUUUGUUUGUUUAAUAGCACAAAUGCUUAUUUGUUAUCCAAAAACAACCUCCUUCUUAUCUGUGAUAAAUCUAUAGAAAGAAUUUAGCUGCAAGUGGACAAAGGAACAAGCCCCCAGAAAAGAAAGGGAAGAACUGCCUUCUUAUACUACAGAACAUGCAUUAGUGUGGGCUAUAUAGCUGUGGCUCAUGCUACCCAAUUCCAGAUUUCUUUGUCCUCUAAGAGUUGAUUGCUGUAUAUUAAAAUUGAACAUCAGAGGAUGGGAAGAGGGCUCUGUAAGCCAGAACCUUACUAAAGUAGAGGGCACAAUCAGUGUGAAUAAAUUCACUUCAGAAUCUCAAGUCAAGGCCAGGCACGGCGGCUCACGCCUGUAAUCCCAGCACUUUGGGAGGCCGAGACAGGCGGAUCACCUGAGGUCGGGAGUUCGAGACCAGCCUUACCAACAUGGAGAAACCCCAUCUCUACUAAAAAUACAAAAUUACCUGGGCGUGGUGGUGCAUGCCUGUAAUCCCAUCAUCUACUCAGGAGGCUGAGGCAGGAGAAUUGCUUGAACCCAGGAGGCGGAGGUUGCAGUGAGCCAGGAUUGUGCCAUUGCACUCCAGCCUGGGCAACAAGAACAAAACUCCAUCUCAAAAAAUAAAAAUCCCAAUCCCAAGUCGAAAUCACCUCUUGUUUUAAACAAGAAUGAAUCAUUACUGUGUAUGUUAGGGUAUUAAAACUGUUUCACCAGUACAGUGAAAGUUGUUUCAACAUUUUAAACAAACAGUGGUUAUAGACUCUUUCUUUAACCAUUGUAUAUUUUCUUCCAUUCUUGUCAUUGGUCAAUAGGGGAGGGUAGAUUAGCUGCUCCAGAAUUCAAUAAAGUGUAAUAUUUCUAACGGUGACUUUGACCUAUUCUGUAGUACAACUGUAAUAGCUAUUGGUCUUCAAGUGGGUUUAGAUUUGGUGACAUCAGUUUGAUAUUCUCUUAAAGGAAAUAAAUAUUCAAGAACUGAUUAUGUUCUAACAUGAUUAUA
Molecule: messenger RNA, 10632 nt
Organism: Homo sapiens (human)
Lineage: Eukaryota; Metazoa; Chordata; Mammalia; Primates; Hominidae
Gene: NT5C2
Product: 5'-nucleotidase, cytosolic II
Exons: 18
Coding region: 7865-8977 (370 amino acids)
Biological process (GO): dGMP catabolic process; dGMP metabolic process; GMP catabolic process
Cellular component (GO): cytosol
Molecular function (GO): nucleoside phosphotransferase activity; 5'-nucleotidase activity; 5'-deoxynucleotidase activity
Source: RefSeq, a predicted model, not a curated record